Messenger RNA from Calidris pugnax (ruff), 1587 nucleotides. It is a transcript of the gene CCDC65, whose product is annotated as coiled-coil domain containing 65. Gene Ontology annotation, cellular component: axoneme; axonemal dynein complex. Bases 7 to 1587 code for a protein of 526 amino acids. The transcript is spliced from 8 exons. The record is from RefSeq and is a predicted model, not a curated record. Lineage: Eukaryota; Metazoa; Chordata; Aves; Charadriiformes; Scolopacidae. Gene Ontology annotation, biological process: cilium-dependent cell motility; regulation of cilium movement; axonemal dynein complex assembly.
GACACCAUGCCAGGCAAGCGUCGCCCGCAGGCGGCAGCCCCUCUGGUGGCAGAGGACAAGCUCCUGCUGCUGCAGAGCCAAGCGCUGGCUGAGGAGGAGGCAGCCAAGAGGAAGAGGGAGCUGCUCACCCAGUUCCUGCAGGACAAGCUGGCUAAGGAGAAGCGCGACAGCAGCCUGAACCUCCACAAGCUCAACACGCAGUGGCGGGGGGUGCUGCGGGAGACCAAGAACAAGGAGCUGCACCAGGACGUCGAGAUCCUCAGCCAGACCUUUGAGAGGGUGAUGGACUGCAAGGACAGCGUCAUCGAGUCCCUGGCUGCAGACCUGGAGGAGGCAGAGGAGCAGCACGCCCAGGCCCUGCGCAGUCACCUGCACAACGUCGACCGCCUGCUGCAGCUCCAGCGCUGCCGCCUGACGUGCCUGGAGGAGGGGUACAACGCCCAGCUGGAGGCCCUGAAGGUGGAGUUUGAGGCUGAGAGGAGGACCAUCCUUGAGCAGCACGAACAAGAAAGCUGCUUCCUGCGGGAUGUGGCACUGGGUGCAGAGCAGAAUUACGCUGAGAGUGACCAGGAGACCAUGCUGAAUUUCCAGAGCGCCUGGGAUGACAUCAAGAACAAGAGCCUGCAAGAAAAGCAGUACAGCCGCACGCAGCUGGGUGGGAAGGUGGAGGUGCUCUGGGAGCAGUUCCAGCAGACCACGCAGAGCUACAUGGAGGCCACCGAGCACCAGAUGGCUUUUGAAACGCUGAAGCAGAAGGUCGAGAGGAGUUCCAGGGAUAUAGAGCUGCACGUGAAGAAGCUACAAAAGCUCCAGGACUUGGUCACAGCCACCAAGGGCCAGAUCACAGCUCACCUGCGGGAGAGCGAGGAGCAGAACCGGCCCAUGCGGGAGAGGAAGGAAAAGCUCCUCAGGCAGCUCCAGGAGCUCAGGAGUGAAAUUAACCAGGCCAGGGCAAAGGCCCACGGCAGCCUGGCCAGGCUCACGGCACAGAGUGGUGCUGCCCUGAAGACACUGGUGCGGGUGGUGGAGAAGGGCCAGCGCAUCCUGAGGUUGGCUGAGAUGUGCCGCAGGCUGGAGACGGAGGAGGAGAAGGUGCUGCCCUUCUACCCUUCCUCGCUAGCAGAGGGGGAACAGCAAGAUGCCCAGCGAGUCCUUGAGGAGCCACCCACAGAGUCCCUGGCCCAGGCCAUGCAGGACUACGUGGGGCUGGAGCGCUUCUGGCAGCGGUUCAGCAAGGCAAAGCUGGAGGAACAGGCGCUGGAGCGGGAGCAGGCGGCGCUGAGGCAGAGGAACCGGCGGCUGCGGGAGCUGCUCCAGCAGUACCUGGCGGGGAUCUCCGUCAGCCAGGAGAUGCUGGACCAGCCCAGCCCCCUCCUUGCUGUUGAGCACAAGAGCUGUGUCCCCAAGGACUUGCCCCAUGCCAAGGUGGGGCGUGCAGCCCAACAGCCUCCUGAGAGGAGGAUGGUCACCCAGAUGCCAUCCAUAGCUCUGCAAGCACCAGCUGAGAGUCCCCCCAAUGAGACCAAGACACCCUGCCUGGCACUUGGAGACACCGCGGAGACUGUGACUGCCUGGAGAUGCCAUUAA